AUGCCUGCUACGUUGAGGAAUUCUUCCGCAACAUUAAAACUAAACACUGGUGCUUCUAUUCCUGCUUUAGGAUUCGGCACUUGGCGUUCUGUUGAUAACAAUGGUUACCAUUCUGUAAUUGCCGCUUUAAAAACUGGUUACAGACACAUUGAUGCUGCUGCCAUUUAUUUGAAUGAAGAAGAAGUUGGUAGGGCUAUCAAAGAUUCUGGUAUCGCUCGUGAAGAAAUUUUCAUCACUACCAAACUUUGGGGUACCGAACAACGUGAUCCGGAAGCUGCUUUGAACGAAUCCUUGAAGAGACUAGGUCUAGAUUACGUUGAUUUGUAUUUGAUGCACUGGCCUGUACCUCUGAAAACUGACACAGUUACCGAUGGUAACGUCUUGUGCAUUCCGACAUUAGAAGAUGGUACUGUUGACGUUGACACUAAGGAAUGGAACUUCAUUAAGACUUGGGACUUGAUGCAAGAGUUACCAAAGACCGGCAAAACUAGAGCCGUCGGUGUCUCUAAUUUCUCUAUCAAUAAUAUUAAGGAAUUAUUGAAGUCUCCAAGUAACAAAUUGGUGCCAGCUACCAACCAAGUUGAAAUUCAUCCGUUAUUACCACAAGAUGAAUUGAUCGCUUUUUGUAAAGAAAAAGGCAUUGUUGUCGAAGCUUACUCGCCAUUUGGGAGUGCCAACGCUCCUCUACUAAAGGAACAGGCAAUUAUUGAUAUGGCAAAAAAACACGGCGUUGAGCCAUCACAGCUUAUCAUCAGUUGGAGCAUUCAGAGAGGUUAUGUUGUUUUAGCAAAGUCUGUUAAUCCUGAAAGAGUUGUUUCCAAUUUCAAGAUUUUUACUCUACCUGAGGAUGACUUCAAGGCUAUUGGUGACUUAUCCAAGGUUCAUGGUGAAAAAAGGGUCGUUAAUAUGAAGUGGGCUUCUUUUCCAAUUUUUGAAUAA
Saccharomyces kudriavzevii IFO 1802 is the source of this 939-nucleotide messenger RNA. RefSeq names its product trifunctional aldehyde reductase/carbonyl reductase (NADPH)/glucose 1-dehydrogenase (NADP(+)) YPR1 (gene YPR1). The record is from RefSeq and is a predicted model, not a curated record. The coding region runs from base 1 to 939 and encodes 312 amino acids. Lineage: Eukaryota; Fungi; Ascomycota; Saccharomycetes; Saccharomycetales; Saccharomycetaceae. Gene Ontology annotation, cellular component: cytosol. Gene Ontology annotation, biological process: arabinose catabolic process; D-xylose catabolic process; cellular response to oxidative stress. Gene Ontology annotation, molecular function: aldose reductase (NADPH) activity. The transcript has a single exon.